CAUUGCAUUAAGUCGCCUUGAGCUGUUAACUCGUGUGCGCGGUAAAAUGGAAAAAUAUCUUGGAAAAAAAUAUAAAUUGAGAUCAUCGCAUAAUUUUGAUGAAUAUCUCAAAUUCAUUGAAGUCGGCCUGUUAUCUCGGAAGCUGGUGACUUCACUGUCCCCAAUCAGUGUGCUGACCAAAAACGAAGAUGGCUCAUACUCUCUUACAAUGAUAACUCCGAUACGUAAGGUUGUCAUUACAUUUCAACUCGGAGUGGAAUUCUCAGAGGAUAGACCAGAUGGUAUCAAAGUCAAGUCCACUAUGCAUCUUGAUGGAGAUAAAUUAAUACAGACACAAAUUGAAAGUAAUGGUAGGAAGUCGACGCACGUUAGAGAGUUUACAGACAAGCUUUUAACAGUGACAACAACUGCUGAAGGUUGGGACGGACAAUGCAUUAGAAUAUACGAAUUGGUGGAAUGAUUGUAAUAUCACUAUAAAUGGCUACUAUUAAUUAACUAAUCAUAAUUGUACAAAAUGUAUUGAUUUUUUUAUCAUUUCUAUGUAUUUAUUUUAAUAAAUACAAUAUUGUUCAUAUCAUAGGUGAGGAAA
This is a messenger RNA of Danaus plexippus (monarch butterfly), 589 nucleotides long. RefSeq names its product probable fatty acid-binding protein. Gene Ontology annotation, molecular function: fatty acid binding. The record is from RefSeq and is a predicted model, not a curated record. NCBI's taxonomy places the organism in Eukaryota, Metazoa, Arthropoda, Insecta, Lepidoptera, Nymphalidae. Gene Ontology annotation, biological process: fatty acid transport. The coding region runs from base 47 to 460 and encodes 137 amino acids. The transcript is spliced from 4 exons. Gene Ontology annotation, cellular component: cytosol; nucleus.